This is a messenger RNA of Ostertagia ostertagi, 435 nucleotides long. The record is from the annotation of a GenBank genome assembly. NCBI's taxonomy places the organism in Eukaryota, Metazoa, Nematoda, Chromadorea, Rhabditida, Trichostrongylidae.
UUGAAUUCAGAGCCAUGCACGUUUGUGAGAAUAUUCUUGCACAUCUCUUCAUUAUGCCUUUUCAGAAUCAAUCGGGCUCGAUCAGAUCCAGCCAUACAUCAGAUGUCUAUGCACAUGAUGACUGGUAGUGGUGGCCCUAUGAUGUUCCCUCACCAAAUGCAGGCUGGCCCAAGUGGGUUGGGGCAAAUGAUGCCGGUAGGACCUCAGUGUUCAAUGCCCAACAAUAUGGUGCCUCAGCCAGGUAUGGUGACGCAAAACCAGCCCAUGGUUGGCGGACCACAACAGAGCAAUCCCCAGCAGGGUGUACAAGGGGUGAAUAUGCAGUCACCGCUGCAAUCACCACUACACUAUCCUAUGCAAGGUUAUGGGUAUCCGAAUGGAAGUCCCUAUGCAGUCGCCAAUGGGUUCACCAAUGGGUUCAAGCCUGAUACUUGA